This is a messenger RNA of Homalodisca vitripennis (glassy-winged sharpshooter), 626 nucleotides long. RefSeq lists its product as uncharacterized. The coding region runs from base 120 to 515 and encodes 131 amino acids. The transcript has a single exon. The record is from RefSeq and is a predicted model, not a curated record. Lineage: Eukaryota; Metazoa; Arthropoda; Insecta; Hemiptera; Cicadellidae.
GUGCAUUUCUACUUUAUACUACAACUUACAUCGGCCAACCGAUUCAAGUUUUGCUAUCCCUUUUUUUCUUUUCAGCUGCGGAAUGCAAAGACAAGUGGCGUAAUCUCCGGACAGUAUUCAUGCGAAAAAUCAAACCUUCACCUUCGGGAUCUGGCGCUAAGAAGAAGGCCUACUACCUGGCAGAGGCCAUGCAGUUUUGUUUGCCGUUUGUAAGAACAUCAGCUCCUCCUUCUACAGGAAAUUUACCAGAGGUUCCUAACUGUAGCGACGUAAAUACCGACGAAACUUUAUUGGAAUCACAAAUAUUGGAUGAUAUUCCAGAUGAUCCUUCAAUUGAAUCACCGCAAUCGCCGUCAAUAGUACAGGAUAAUACUUCCCGGUCAUCCCCAAUCAUACCAAUACAACCUCAUACCAGCUCACAGCCAUCGUCCAUUCCGAAUGAAGGUAAAAAAACGCCUAACGCAGAAGAAAAAAGCCGCUGUCGAAGCAGAUCAAUGUUUUGCUGCAUAUUUUAAGGCAAAAACAGCACGACUUGAAAAUAGUACUACCGCAAACGAUAGUAACAAGAAAGAAGCUUUGAAAAUGUUCCUUCUUAGCUUGAUACCAGAGUUGGAAGAACUCAGUGA